Hyposmocoma kahamanoa is the source of this 575-nucleotide messenger RNA. RefSeq lists its product as uncharacterized. The record is from RefSeq and is a predicted model, not a curated record. The transcript is spliced from 3 exons. Bases 1 to 477 code for a protein of 158 amino acids. NCBI's taxonomy places the organism in Eukaryota, Metazoa, Arthropoda, Insecta, Lepidoptera, Cosmopterigidae.
AUGGAUAUAUUUUAUGGGAACAGCAGUAUGGUAGACGUUAUGUCCCAAGGUUUUAAUGGCCUUAAGGACAGAACUGUUGCAAAUGUUAUGCGACAAGAUGUAACAGAAUCAGAAAAAAUUGAGUAUAGACCAGAUAAAUAUAUUAAGAACGGUCUGUUGGAUGUUAUGUUUGGCAACAAGACAUUAAUAAAUAUUAUAUCUAGAGAUUUAACCACACUUCUGAAGAAGGCCACCAUGAAACGUUCAAUAAGAGAGGAAAGUGAUUUCAUUGAUUUAAUGAAUGGAACAGUUCUAAUCCCUAACAACAAUAGCUUAGUAAAAAUGAUUUCCAAAGGCUACGAGUACGACAAAGAAAGAGGCAUGCAAAUGCUUAAAGAAUUUCAUAAUAAUUCUGGAACUUUCGACUAUCACCAAACAAAAUUCGAUUACCAUUACCACUCCGAAGUGGACAACGAUCCUUAUUUCGCAAAUGUGUAAAAGAGAAACAAGUUGGACAACCUUUUUAUGGCUGAUUUCAAUUCAUGAGGUUAAUAAACAUUGGGCUUGAAUAAUAUAGAAAUAAAGCAAAGCGGUCG